GAGUAAUGAGAGAGCAGGAGGAAAAUAUUGGUCCUCGCUUACUUCUCGUAGUUGAGAGACUUUUUGGAUUCUUCGCAGGAUCAGAGCCAGGACGCGCCGCACAGGACGCACGGAUGUGACACUAUCGUUCUCCAUCUUUCCUCACAGACUGAUAUGAUGGACAAAUAGCAGCAGGAGGAGGAGAAGAUAAUGUCUUUCUUUGGCCUUGACUGUGUCAGGAGGAAAGAGAGAGAGCUGGAGAGGAAACUCCGUGCCAAUGACAGAGAGUACAACCUGUCCUUUAAAUAUGCAACGAACGCCAUCAAGACCUCCAAGUACAACCUCUUCACCUUCCUACCUCUCAACCUGUUUGAGCAAUUCCAGAGGAUCGCAAAUGCCUACUUCCUCUUUCUGCUGGUGCUUCAGGUGAUUCCUCAAAUCUCCUCUCUGUCCUGGUUCACCACUGUUGUGCCUCUGGUCCUCGUGCUGACGGUGACGGCAGCCAAGGAUGCGACUGAUGAUAUUAAUCGUCACCGGAGCGACAAUCAAGUCAACAACCGAAAAGCUCAAGUCCUUAUCGACAGAAAACUACGCAGCGAGAAAUGGAUGAACGUCCAGGUCGGAGACAUCAUCAAGCUGGAAAACAACCAGUUUGUCACGGCUGACCUCCUGCUGCUCUCCAGCAGUGAACCACUCAACCUGGUUUAUAUUGAGACAGCAGAGCUGGACGGAGAGACGAACCUGAAGGUGAGGCAGGCCUUGACGGUGACAGGAGACCUUGGAGACGAUGUCGAAAAACUUGCUGACUUCAAUGGCGAGGUAUGCUGUGAGGCCCCCAACAACCGCCUCGAUCAAUUCACAGGAACACUAACAUGUGCCGGUCAGAAAUACCCACUAGAUAACAAGAAGAUCCUGCUGAGAGGCUGCACCCUGAGGAACACUGAGUGGUGCUUUGGACUGGUGCUGUUUGGAGGUCCAGAAACAAAGCUGAUGCAGAACUGUGGGAAAAGCACAUUCAAGAGGACGAGUAUAGAUCGUCUGAUGAAUGUCCUCGUCCUCUGUAUCUUUGGUUUCCUGGCCUUCAUGUGCACCAUCUUGGCUAUAGGAAACUGGUUCUGGGAGGUGAACGAAGGCUCACAGUUCACAGUUUUCCUGCCGAGGCAAGAUGCCACUGAUGCUGGGUUCUCGGCCUUCCUCACGUUCUGGUCCUACGUCAUUAUCCUCAACACUGUGGUGCCCAUCUCCCUCUACGUCAGUGUGGAGAUCAUUCGACUAGGGAACAGCUUCUACAUUGACUGGGACAGGAAGAUGUACUACGCUCGCAAUGACACCCCAGCCGAGGCUCGGACCACCACCCUGAAUGAGGAGCUAGGCCAAAUUAAAUACGUCUUCAGUGACAAAACAGGGACACUCACUCAGAAUAUCAUGAUUUUCAACAAGUGCUCCAUCAACGGCAAAUCCUAUGGAGAUGUUUAUGACUACACUGGUCAAAGACUAGAAAUUACUGAGAGUACAGAGAUAGUGGACUUCUCCUUCAACCCUCUUGCUGACCCACGCUUUGUGUUCCAUGACCACGCCUUGGUGGAGGCAGUGAAGCUGGAGAACCCAGAGGUCCAUGCUUUCUUCAGACUGCUGGCCCUCUGCCACACCGUCAUGGCUGAGGAGAAGACGGAGGGUGAGCUUCUCUACCUGGCCCAGUCCCCAGAUGAGGGAGCCUUGGUGACGGCAGCCCGAAACUUUGGUUUCGUGUUUCGCUCACGUACGCCAGACAGCAUUUCCAUCAUGGAAAUGGGACAGCAGCGCAGCUACGAACUUCUGGCCAUCCUGGAUUUCAACAACGUUCGCAAGAGGAUGUCUGUCAUAGUUCGGAGUCCAGAGGGGAAACUCUCUCUCUACUGUAAAGGUGCAGACACAAUAAUCUACGAGAGGCUGCAUCAAUCCUGCAGUAAACUGAUGGACGUCACUACAGAGCACCUCAAUGAGUUUGCUGGGGAGGGCCUGCGUACUCUGGCACUGGCCUAUAAGGAUCUUGAUGAGGACUACUUCAAUGAAUGGAGACAGCGCCACCAUGAGGCCAGCACCACAAUGAGCGAUCGGGAGACCAAACUGGACCAGUUGUACGAGGAGAUAGAGAACGAUCUCCUGCUGCUCGGAGCAACAGCCAUAGAAGACAAGUUACAAGACGGAGUACCUCAGACUAUUGAGCAGCUUUCCAAAGCUGACAUCAAAGUCUGGGUUUUGACUGGUGACAAACAAGAAACGGCAGAAAACAUUGGCUACUCGUGCAACCUACUGCGAGAGGAGAUGAAUGAGAUCUUUAUCAUCUCCAGCAACUCGCCUGAGGACGUCAGAGAGGAACUGAGAAAUGCCCGAACAUCUAUGAAACCAGAUACACCGGAGUCAAUGUUUCUGCCAGAAAGGACGGCGGUUAAUGGUGUGAAAUUGAUGACGGAUGAGGUGGUGAGCGGCGAGUACGGUCUGGUUAUUAACGGCCACAGUCUGGCGUACGCUCUGGAGCGCAGCAUGGAGCUGGAGUUCCUGAGGACCGCGUGUCUGUGUAAAUCAGUGAUUUGCUGCAGGGUCACUCCUCUGCAGAAAGCUCGGGUGGUCGAGCUGGUCAAAAAGUACAAACAAGUGGUCACACUGGCCAUCGGGGACGGAGCCAACGAUGUCAGCAUGAUCAAAGCGGCUCAUAUAGGUGUGGGCAUCUCAGGUCAGGAGGGCAUGCAGGCUGUUCUGUCCAGCGACUUCUCUUUCGCUCAGUUCCGCUUCCUGCAGCGCCUCCUGCUGGUGCACGGCCGCUGGUCCUACCUGCGCAUGUGCAAGUUCCUGCGCUACUUCUUCUACAAGAACUUCACCUUCACCUUCGUCCAUUUCUGGUACGCCUUCUUCUGCGGCUUCUCCGCACAGACGGUGUAUGAUGAGUGGUUUAUAACACUUUACAAUCUGGUGUACACAGCACUACCUGUGCUGGGAAUGAGUCUGUUUGAUCAGGAUGUGAACGAUGUGUGGAGUUUCCAGCAUCCACAGCUCUACGUCCCCGGUCAACUUAACCUCUACUUCAGUAAGAGAUCCUUCUUCAAGUGUGCCCUCCACAGCUGCUACAGCUCCCUCGUGCUCUUCUUCAUCCCCUACGCGGCCAUGCACAACACCGUGAGAGACGACGGCAAGGACGUCGCCAAUUACCAGUCCUUUGCCCUCGUAACGCAGACAUGCCUGCUGUUUGCCGUCACCAUCCAGUUGGGCCUGGAAAUGUCUUAUUGGACUGCAGUCAACACUGUCUUUGUGCUGGGCAGCCUGGCCAUGUAUUUCAUGGUCACCUUCACCAUGUACAGUGACGGCCUGUUUCUCAUGUUGCCGUCUGCCUUCUCUUUCAUAGGAACUGCCCGAAACACUCUCAACCAGCCCAAUGUCUGGUUGACCAUUUUCCUCACUUCCACUCUGUGCAUUCUUCCUGUGGUUACCUACCGCUUCCUGUGGAUUCAGCUCUACCCCACCAUCAAUGACAAGGUGAUGUUCAAGGUGAGACAGACCAAAGCGACACCACCCGCUCCUCCUCAACGUCACCGCAUCCGCCGCACCAGCUCCCGCCGCUCAGGCUACGCUUUCUCACACGCCCAGGGCUACGGGGACCUGGUGACGUCCGGUCGGUUCCUUCGUCGCCCCGCUGUGUCCCGAUCAUCGGGUUUUGCAAACAUGGGUCGCGCCACCACGGGCUUCAGUCCCAUGGGGCGAUCAGCCGGAUACAGCCCGACGGGACGUCCGCAGAAUUCUAAGGCCCCGGACGUGGAGGUGACGUCGCUGCAAAUGUACAGGACCAUCAGAGAUCCCGCCCUCUGAGUUCUGGAGGUUGUUUGGAGAAAUCCUGGGAGCAGAUGAUAACUGCACAUCUGAAUGUCACCGGCAGUGUUUACAUUUGCAAAACACAGCAGCGUUUUUGCUGCAAGCAUUUCAUUUUAUUUUUAAUCAAAUCUUUAUGCAUUUAAUUCAAGCAUUCACAUUUUUAAGAUAAAAUACUUGCUUUUGUUUUGUAUUAGGGAACUGCAGCUAAAUGUGUAGCCACUUCUUAUUCUCUAAGGAUAUUUAGCUCCUUAAACAAAUGAAAUGUUUCCGACACUAGACACAGUUACAGGGUGAUUUAUUUUUUUAAUGAGAAGAAGAAAGUGUCAUCAUGUUUACAGACGUCCCAGACAUUUUUUUUUUUUAUCAUGGGAGUCCAGAUGCACAUUGGAGCUUUGUCAAGGAAAUAACCAGCAACAUGUUGCACUGGUUAUUUAAAUAUAUGUACCACAAGUGUCUUUUUAAAGCUUUUAAAUGUUCCUAUCUCGGAGGCUGUGUAAGCAGUUAGCACUUUAACAGCUUCACAUGACAGUGGGAGGUGUUAUAAAUGUUCUUUUUCACUGGCUCGAUGGAGGAGAUGGAAAAAGGAAAUCAGCAGGAUUCAGUCUUGUGGGAUCAUCCACAUUUUGAAGGGCAUUGCAGACUCUUAUUCUAAGUGUGUGUUUUGUUUUGCCAGCUCACUGCGCUGGAUGAAUUUCAGGAAACAUUUCAAGGAAAACAGGGAUAAUUAAGCUAAAAUCAUUAGUACCAGUGUUAAAGGAUCUUUAGUAGUGAAUCAUUUUAUCCUCUGGCAGCUUCUAAAUUGCAAUCAAAUAUAAUAAUCUAGGAGCAUCAAUAGAGGGGAAUUACAUCAUGGGAUAUUACAGUUUAGUCUGGAUCCAGUUUCAAAAUCUACAACCAAGUCCCUCCUGACUUAACUGGAUGAAUGUUGCAUAAUAUGGCUGACACAAGACAAAAUUUACUUUUGCAGCUGUGCAUCAAAGGAAGUUGUUCAGUAUAGGUUUUUUAACUGAUGUGCAGAAAAAGGCGUUCGAUUGUGACCACUCAAAGCUCUGCUUCACAUUAUCGAUCCACACUACACUCUAUCCACAGCCCCACAGCCCACUGUCUCAUUUCUGAUCCGUGUAUUAAUUAACCACUUUUAACGCCAUUAGUUAACUAAUAGACUAUUUUGAAAAUAGUCCCUUAAUACAAAGUGGUACAAAUGUGUCUGCAGUCCAACAUGACAUUUCUAGAAUGUACUUCAGUGUUAAAGCAGCUGUAUGUAAGAUUAUUCCUGUGUUGAAUGAACAGAUCAUAACGCAACUUAAAAAAGAGGGAGAGCUUCUGCAACUUCCUCUGCGUACAAUGGCCUGUAGAUUGAUUAGUAUGAAUUAUUGAUACAAGGUCAGAUUUUCCACAAAAAUGUAAUCGAUGUAACGUCAUGUGAUCAGUGGCUGACUUCCACCACAGUAGCAAGUGAGUUGUAGAUUGUGUAGGAAUGGAGUCUGUGAAUAUCAACAAACAACAACACCGACUCCACAGAAGCAUAAAAAGAUUUAAAGAAAGGUUUUUAUCAUGCGCCAUGCCUAACAGAAAGGUGACCAACUCAACAAGUGAUGACGAGAGUGCUGCUUCAGUUACCUCAUCUGCGUGCGUACAUGACCGUGAGUAAAAUACUAGUCACACAGUUACAGCUUCACAUAGAGAACUGUUUUUUGAAACUUGUCUUUAUUUUUAGCCCCUUUUCGGUCCAGGGUUUACGUUCAGUGUUGCCAGUUAAUUGUAACUCAGAAUCUAAAAGGCCUAAUGCAAGCCUCAUGUUUGGCACAUUGUAUGUGGUGAGGCUGUCAUUGUAGUUCAAUAAUCAGAACGGAAUGUGUGUAUAAUGAGUGUCUGCCUCAGCAGCUUUUUAACAUCCCACCCAUGUUCGAUUUUGUCUGUGACAGCUGACAGGGAAAAGACCCUGUGCUUUUUGUGUAGUAACAAAUGUAUAGUGCAGACAUCGAAAUGCUGAAUGAACCAUGUCUACCUGUGUUUGGCUGAAUUUAUCAUCAUACUCUGCGCACACUACUAACUGGACAGAGUGCUACAGACACAUUUGGGUUCAUAUUUGUCCUGCGGUGAGUGCAGAACAGGGCCUGGAAAACCCGGCCCAGAUGUUUUAGAAUCUUUUUUUUUUUAUUGAAAACUGUAUCAGUGCUCAGUCAAUGCUCAGUAAAGUACUGUGUUUGAAAAUCAGGACGUAAGAUAUGAUGCAAGAGAAAACAAAGACACUGCCUUAAUAUUAAAAGAAAAGGGAAACUCCGCCUUAGGUAAGACAGAAAUAAAAAUGAACAGAAUGUAUGGCCCAUGAUUGUUAUUCUACUAGCAACGAGGACGAGCAGUGCUUUUAGUGUGCGAUUGUUUUCAAAUGGUCCAAAAAUGGAAUAGUUCCAUAAAUGUGCAAUAAUGUUUAUAUAUGCACAAUUUUGUUCUUCACACUUCAUGGUAUCCAUGUAUAUGCAACAGUUCAGUUACAGCUGAUGGACGUCCUGAUGUCAUAAACCUGUUGGAGGUUUCUAGUGUCUGUGUCUCAGUCAGAGCAUUAUUGUACUAAUUGCCCUGUAUUAGUGUGAACCAAAGAUUUUUGUUGUGAAGAGUUGUAUGUCACAGUUUCGGUAAAAAACUGUAAAACUGUUUCUCAUUCAAGUCGGACUUUUAUACAAAGCUAAAGCUGAUUUAUUCCAUCAGCAGUUUAAUUGAAAUGUUUGAUUGUGAAGUACUCCUCAAGGAAAUAUUUAUAUUUCCAGGUUGUUUGCAAAAGUAAAGACCAGUUGUUUUGAAUUUGCUAAAAUUCACAUACAUCGUGUGUAAGUAUUUCCAGUAAUACUGUGGUACUUUCCAAAAGAAAUUGCACCCAUAUAAAUCAUUUUAUGGUUAUGGUUGUAAAUAUCAGUGGUAUUUAUCAAUAUGUUAUACUAUCAUUAUUUCCCUUUGACCUGAAAGGACCAAAACCAUAACAUGAAAGGAUUUUUUUUUUUAUUUUCGUGUGAAACAUGACAAAAAAUCUAUUGAUUUUUGAACAACUCUUCCUAAUAAUCAUUUUGUAUCAUUGUGUAUCAUUUACUGCAAUAAAAACAUCAAUAUACA
Solea senegalensis (Senegalese sole) is the source of this 6930-nucleotide messenger RNA. RefSeq names its product phospholipid-transporting ATPase ID-like. The coding region runs from base 190 to 3819 and encodes 1209 amino acids. NCBI's taxonomy places the organism in Eukaryota, Metazoa, Chordata, Actinopteri, Pleuronectiformes, Soleidae. Gene Ontology annotation, cellular component: plasma membrane. Gene Ontology annotation, molecular function: ATPase-coupled intramembrane lipid carrier activity; ATP hydrolysis activity; magnesium ion binding. The record is from RefSeq and is a predicted model, not a curated record. Gene Ontology annotation, biological process: phospholipid translocation; Golgi organization. The transcript is spliced from 28 exons.